AUGCCGAAUAUGACGCUUGAGUCGAUGACGCCGCUAAUCGAGCAUGAGCUUUCUAUUUACACUAGGUAUCAACGACACGAUCUGCGACGGUCGUGCUUGGAUGUAGUUUUGAAUGGACGGUACCGAGAGGAUGGUCUCUAUUACUGCUGGGCCUUGACAAACAGGGCGUUGGUUAUUCGAGACGUGGGUGAACAGUCGGAUGAGGCUUCUCCCCUGCUUGAAGAGGCGGUGAGUUUGGAAGCGGAAUACGCAAAGAGAGGCAAAAAACCUUGUUGGAUGAGGAAGUUUCGAGUAGAGGUGUUGAUUGCAAAGGGCUGGCUGAUGAUACAGAGAGUGGAGGGUGCGGUGAAUCCGUCGUCCGUUCAGGAGAGCCUGGGCGGUUUGGCGGCGUGCUUUGAGAGCUGGGGUCGACUGAUGGGAGGUGAUGGAGAUGUGCUUCGCUUAAGGAGCUUGAAUCAACAUGCUAGACUACUGGCUUUGCUGCACGACGUUGGGCCUUUGCUUCACUUUUACGGAAAUUUUGAGUUGUACAUAGUUUGUUUGAAGUUGAUGCUCAAGCUGUAUAGCGUGGAAAAAGGGGAUGAAGCGAGUCGAGCGAACACCCUUCUUUGCUACACGCGCAUGGGAGAGAUUUAUCACUAUCUUGGCUACAGCUCGUCGUUGGUGAGCGAUUGCUUUAUCAGGUCUUGUUCAGAGAGGGGCGUUGAGGGAGGGUGUUUGGAAGACACGGAGAGAGUUAUAAAGGCGUUGGACUAUUUCCAGCAGAUAGGAAGAGUGGAUAAAAGGUCCGGUUUGUCUCGCCUGAAGCAAAUAGUUUGUUCUUUGGAGCAGGGCAUUUAUGUGAAUUCGGCGCAAGUGACCAAGGAAAUGUAUCAGGUGUUGGCGCUGGGCAGGUAUGCGUUGGCAUCUCUGAAGGUGGUUUUUGGAGAGGUGGAUGAGGCGAUUAUUGAGUCCAAGAUGGCGUUGCAGUUGCGUCAGCUGAUACUGCCUCAGAAGGAUUCGUCGUUGAAGAGACUGACGGAGAUGGCGUCGAAGAUUGCAUCUUCUCGAGGCAUGCCGUGUCGGUGGAGGUUCGUUCAUUGUUUUGCGGACAGUCUCGAGCAGCUGGGGGUUCUGUACAAGCUACAGGGCGCAUUUCGCAUGUCCGAGUACUACUUGAAAAAGGGUCUAGAACUCGCGCAUAGCUUGAACAGCGAGUAUUUGCAGAAUCGCAUUCUGCUGCACUUGUCGCGUUUGUACCACCGAGCGGACAAGGUGGAUGCAUGGAAGGAAGUUCUGAAGGAGUUGGAUGCGUUUCAGUACAUGCAGGCGGAUCGGGGUCCGCGCAAUCUGGCCAAGGUGCCCGAAAUUGCGAUCAAUGGGUUGAUCCACGUUGGGAAUUGGUAUUUGAAGGUAGAGGAGAGCAUUGACCAUGUUCUUUGGAGCUAUAGAGAGGCGGAGUGGUAUUUGUCUUUGACGAAAGACGAAUACGACAUGAAGACUUUAGAAGAGCGCACUUCGGUCAUGUCGAUUGUAGCGGAGGAACGCGAAAUUGGGGUUUUGGGGCAGAGGUUGGGCGUUCGGUUGGAGGGCGAGACGCGCGCCGAGUUGGAGGGCGCGGACAUCACUUUGAACGACUACAUGCUUCUCAGAAGGAUGGAAUCUCGGAUUUUGCUGAAGAAGGGCAUAGCGAUGUUCUACGCGGCCAGGAGGGUGUCCGAGUCUGAGAAGAGAGAGCGACUGGUUGAGGCGAGGGAGCUGCUGUCGGGUGUGGUGGAUCGGUUGGACUGUUUAGGAAGGUUUGUGCCGCUCGAAGCCGAAAAGGCGUUGGCGAUGCUGAAUUUGGCUGAGAUUGACUUGAUUUUGUUGGAUGGGUUGGAGUCCGCGGUUGCGGAUGAGGGAGCGUGCUGCGCGUCUUCGGACGGUGUCCGGGGGUGUUGGAACCGGGGUUUCGAGGGGUCGGAGAUUGAGGGGAGACGGAUGGAGGAGAUAAGAGACAGAUUGAAGGGCGCUUUGGAUUUGUGCGUCAGCUCUGGGUCGAUGCCUUUGUUGACGUCUAGCAUUUGCAAAGUGCUGGCGAGCACGAUUGGCGUGUUGGACGCGUGGCGGACGGCGGCUUUGUUGAACUACGCCGUCGGUAUGACGAUAAGGCACCAGGCUUUGUGCGACAUAUACGAUAAGGCGUUGAGUGUCAAAAAGAAGGGUGGCGAAGUUUGGAAGCGAUUUUCGGAUUCGUCGGAGCACUGCGAUGAAGGCGAGCCCCCGAGUUGCCGCGAGGCGGCAGGGGGGUCGCGAGACUCGCUGCGUCUCGCCGAAGACUUGGACGCGGAGGUGAGCGAUGCAAAAAAAUGGCCGAAGGUUUUGAGCAGCGCUUUGCCAAAGUCCGAAAAGUGGGCGGGGUGGUACCGAUGGAAUAGGGCCGAAUUGUCGGGAAGGCCGUUUCACGAGUCCGUCUCGAAGUUGCUUAAUUUCCACAAGCUGUGCAAACACUGGACGGUGGCGACGCUGUGCUUGGAUUUAGAUGGAGAUCACCUGAUGGUCACGAGAAUUCAGCGGGGCCAAAGUCCGAUCGUUGCCAGGAGGUCGUUGGUUCAAGUGAUUAGCGGGUUCGAGACGGUCGAGAGUCUGAAGGUGCUGUCGAAGCAGUUUACUGAGAGCGUGCUUGUUUCGAACGCCUCAGCUUCUUCCUUUCGAAUUUCUAAAAAAAAAGUUCAGUGUUUGCCCGCUCAGAUGCCCUCUGACAGGGCGAGGCAUUCGCGCAGCUCCUACGGCACGGCCUCUUUCGGCCAGCUCGUGUCUCAGUUCGACCAAAUCAUUCGUGAGCUCGACAAGCCGGCGGUCAAGGAGAAAGCGGACAGCGAGUUUCUGGUGGCUUGGUGGAGACACAGGAUACAACUCAACACACGCCUCGGCCUAUUGAUCAACCAGAUGGAGGACUGCUUGUUGGGACCUUGGAAGGUUUUGUUGUUGGGCGACUACGAAAGUUCGGCUGUGAAUCGCAGACUCGAUUCGUCUGUUUCCUCUCUUGAGAGGCACCUAAACAAAAUUUUGCGUCCCUACUGUCCAGAUUUUAUCAUCAGCAGAAGCUUACUUCGCGCGAUUUUGUUUGGAGUGGACGUGCUCACGCCCGCUCAGCUCGAGGAGGCGCUGGCCUAUCUGUUUGGAAUGGAGGCGGUGACGCGCGGCGAUGGCUGCAGCUAUAAAUGGAGGCUCGUUCGCGGCGCGGCUCAAGAAUCCGAUAUUCUCAAGUUGGCAUCCAGCCUGCUGGUGAGCACGUACAACGGCGUUUUAGGCGACUUUCGUCAAUUGGGGAUUCGUUUGUCCUCCUCAUUCAAGUAUGUCGUUUCUCAAAAGGCCGUCAUGAUGCAAAAAAUUGAGCAAGUUCCUCGCCAUCCGACGAUUCUGAUACUCGACAAGCAGCUCCAUCGGCUGCCGUGGGAAUCCUUUCCCUCACUUUGCUGCGCCCCCAUUUCGCGGAUGCCAAGCUUGGCUUUCAUGCGCGCGUGGAUUUUGGCUCAUUUGCACCCCCGCUCACCCUCCAACAUCCUGAGAGACGGCCUCCAAACCGACAAAACCUUCUACGUUUUGAACCCAGGGGGCGACCUGAAACGGACUCAAGAGCUGUUGAGUCCGAUCUUCGAGCAAGAAUGCGAAUGGAAGGGCAUCGUGAAUCAAAUUCCUGAAAAAGAGGAAAUCGAAGACGCGCUGUCUCGCCACCAACUUUUCAUCUACUGCGGACACAACGCCGGCGAGCACUACCUUUCUCGUAGCGAUAUUCAAAAAAUAGAGUCAGGAGUCGGCGGAUGCGUAGCACUGCUGAUGGGCUGCGCGAGUCUCAAGAUAGACGACCACGCCGAAUUCGAGCCGUCGAGCCUGGCCUUCUCCUACAUCAUUUCCGGAACCCAGUGUUUGGUCGGGAAUUUGUGGUCCGUCACCGCCGGCGACCUCGAUUUGGAAACUCAAAGAAUCCUCCAGUGGAUUCGAGGCAAUCGCGAAGACGAAGACGACGAUUCACGCUCUCUGGCUCACAUCAUCUCGCUCGCCCGAUCCAUAAAAGAAAUCAAAUUCAAGUACUUGAACGCGGCCGCUCUGGUCUGCUACGGGCUACCAGUAUACAAAAGAGAAAAAUUUCAAGCGACCUGUAUCUCGAAAAAAUAA
Messenger RNA from Schistocerca gregaria, 4137 nucleotides. RefSeq lists its product as uncharacterized. Gene Ontology annotation, cellular component: cytoplasm; mitotic spindle; centrosome. Bases 1 to 4137 code for a protein of 1378 amino acids. The transcript has a single exon. Gene Ontology annotation, biological process: meiotic chromosome separation; proteolysis. The record is from RefSeq and is a predicted model, not a curated record. Gene Ontology annotation, molecular function: cysteine-type endopeptidase activity; protein binding. NCBI's taxonomy places the organism in Eukaryota, Metazoa, Arthropoda, Insecta, Orthoptera, Acrididae.